Molecule: messenger RNA, 430 nt
Organism: Paramecium tetraurelia
Lineage: Eukaryota; Ciliophora; Oligohymenophorea; Peniculida; Parameciidae
Exons: 6
Biological process (GO): P-body assembly; nuclear-transcribed mRNA catabolic process; mRNA splicing, via spliceosome
Cellular component (GO): spliceosomal tri-snRNP complex; U6 snRNP; P-body
Molecular function (GO): U6 snRNA binding
Source: RefSeq, a predicted model, not a curated record
AUGAUAAAUAUUUUCCCAUUAAGUUUAUUGUUAACAGCCAAAGGAUCAGAUGUGGUAAUUGAAGUUAAAGCUGGAGAUACAUAUGAUGGUAAAUUAGAAUUAUUAGAUAAAUUUAUGAAUGUUAAGUUGACAAAUGUUAAGCAUACUUCAAAAGAUGGGAAUUCAUUUCAUGGAAUCAAAGAAUUACUCAUUAAAGGAAAUUCAAUUAAGUAUUUUAGAUUGAAUCCUGAUGCUGAGAAAAAAGCUUAAGAGGAGGCUGAGAUAUAUGAGUAGCAAUAAUAGUAAAAAUAAUAAAAGUUAAAUGAAUAAAAAUAAUAAAGAAAAUCAUAAAAUUAAAAACCAAGAGGAAAAUCAUAUCCUUAAAAGCAACCUUAAUAAAGAAGAUGAGUUAUUUAUUUUAUAGUAAUGCAUUAAAUAUUUUUAUACAUAA